This is a messenger RNA of Frieseomelitta varia, 1847 nucleotides long. RefSeq names its product ubiquitin-conjugating enzyme E2Q-like protein 1. The coding region runs from base 123 to 941 and encodes 272 amino acids. Lineage: Eukaryota; Metazoa; Arthropoda; Insecta; Hymenoptera; Apidae. The record is from RefSeq and is a predicted model, not a curated record. The transcript is spliced from 4 exons.
UACGAAAUGAAUUGUAUACAGUAUAUCUCGUUUACAAGUUAUUGGAUAGUUGGUGGUUGACCGAGGACGGGCUUGUGUAUUGUAAAAUCAGACGAAGAUUUGCUAGUUGAUGUUUUAAAAAAAUGCGUAUUGAGAAGAUUGGAAGAACCAUGUCUACGAGAUCGAAGGAGAAGGUGGUAGCUGCCUUUCGGAAAUUCUUUCGAUCCUCGGAGAAGAUAUCGGAACAAGAUGGAGCUGGCAGUUCGACCAGUUCUCCCUCGAGAAGGCUUCUAAGUAGACAUCAUCGUCCGGAUGCGGUUACUCCAACUGAUGCCUCCUCGUUGUCUGAUAACCCCAGUGCUAGCAACUCUAAUCAUGGAAAUUGUUUUUUUAAGUCAAAAAAGUCUGCUGGUAAUCCAACGCAGGGAACAGUUGCGAUGCCAGAUAAAAGAGUCCGUCUGCGUCGUUUAAUGAAGGAAUUGAGCGAAAUUCAAAGGACGCAACAUCGGCUCGAAUCAACCUUCACCGCGGAGCUGGUGAACGACAAUUUAUUCGAGUGGCACGUGAGACUACACAAAAUCGAUCCAGAGAGUGAACUAGCUGCCGACAUGAGAGAGCUUAACAUACCUUACAUACUUCUGCACGUGGUGUUUCCGGAGAAUUUCCCGUUCGCGCCACCUUUCAUGCGCGUUAUUUCGCCAAGAAUCGAAAAAGGUUUUGUUAUGGAAGGCGGCGCAAUCUGUAUGGAGCUUCUCACGCCUAGAGGAUGGGCCAGUGCAUACACGAUCGAGGCUGUCAUCACGCAGUUUGCAGCCAGUAUUGUCAAAGGCCAGGGCCGUGUAGCAAGAAAACCAAAAACCAACAAAGAAUUCAAUAGACGUUCUGCCGAAGAAUCCUUCAGAAGUUUAGUAAAAACGCAUGAGAAGUAUGGUUGGGUCACACCCCCGCUCGCAGAGGGAUAACUCUCCAAGCUGGUUGAAAAACAAAGGACUUUAUUGUUAUUUGAGAUGUUGCGCUCUGCAGACUUCAAAUGUGAUUUUGGUCGGUAUAAUUUCUUCUCCAGGCAACACUGUAACUGCAUUACAAUUGCAUUAAACGAUGCUUUUGUAAAUAAUAAAUAAUACUUGGGAAAGGAAGAAAGAAAUCAAGGAUCAGUUGGAAUAAUAAUAAUAAUAAUAAUAAUAAUAAUAAUAAUAAUAAUAAUAAUAAGAAGAAGAAGAAGAAGAAGAAAAAGAAGAAAACUCGAGAUAUAAUUAUAAUAACAUUAAUAGUAUAUUUUGCAAUUCCAUAAUGAAUGGAUUCUCAUAAAAUUGAUAUGAUACGAACAUAAUGACAAAUAUUUUAUAACUCUUACGUAGUUUAAACAUAUCUGUAAAUUCCUUUCUCAAUUUGUUAUCAAAAAAUGUCUUUCAUCCAACGAGUUCGUUCUAUUAAUACUAUAGCGACCGAUUAUUUUUAAGAGCAACGUUCAGCACGAACGUUGCCGCUCAUUUAGUAUUAAAAUAUAAGGAUAAGAAUUAGUAGUGUAAAAAAAAGAGCUUUUAUUACAACAAAUAAUCGAGUAAUUUAUGUUAUUACAUAAAGCCAACGUUAAAUAAGAUUGAUAAAUGUGAAAGAUUUAAAAAUUAAUACAUUAAUAUAAUAUUUGUAAUAAUAACAACAUUUUUAAGCACAGAAAUUAAAAUGUAGUCUGUUGAUUUGUUAUUUCGAUUUUUAUUUUAUUUGAUGUAUAAUGCUACAAACAUAUGCAUCUUACAAUACAAUUUCCAACAUUUUGAAGUCGAGAUUAUUCUAUGUACGUAUAUAGAUACAUUCUGUAAUAAUUGUAAAUCAAUGGAAAUAUAUAUACAUGUAUAUUGUUGUAUUUA